Xiphophorus hellerii (green swordtail) is the source of this 2664-nucleotide messenger RNA. RefSeq names its product phosphatidylinositol-specific phospholipase C, X domain containing 1, tandem duplicate 1 (gene plcxd1.1). The record is from RefSeq and is a predicted model, not a curated record. Lineage: Eukaryota; Metazoa; Chordata; Actinopteri; Cyprinodontiformes; Poeciliidae. Gene Ontology annotation, biological process: lipid metabolic process. The coding region runs from base 129 to 1091 and encodes 320 amino acids. The transcript is spliced from 7 exons. Gene Ontology annotation, molecular function: phosphoric diester hydrolase activity.
GCGGCUCGUCUUGAUACCUCGCUGCUGGUGCUGCUGUAAGUCAGCCUUGUCCGGUGGUUCGGCCGGUUCCGCCGGUCUGCAGUCAGCAGCUGCGAUUUGAACAAGGAGAGUGAGCGACGGAGCUCAGCAUGUCCGGAUGCAGCGAGCUGAGCCUGAGGGAGCUGCCCAUGGAGAGCUGGAUGUCUCACCUGCCGUGCGCCCUGUGGGACACCCCGCUGUACCACCUGGCCAUUCCGGGCAGCCACAACGCCGUAACGUACUGCCUGGACAUGAACGACAGGUCUCCCGUGGACCCCAUGCAGCCGGACAUGCUCCAGAAGCUGGACAAAUACAUGAAGCCCCUCAUUCGCCCUUUUGUGUACAAGUGGGCGAUAACGCAGGAGUUCACCAUAAAGCAGCAGCUGGACUGCGGGGUUAGAUACUGCGACCUGAGAAUCGCACACAGGCCCAACGACCACUCCACGGACCUGUACUUCUACCACGGCGUCUACACCACGCUCACCGUCGAGACCGUCCUCACGGAGAUAAAGGAAUGGCUGGACGCUCAUCCCAAAGAGGUGGUGAUUCUGUCCUUCAGCCACUUCCUCAGUCUGAACCAGGAGCUCCACGUCCGGCUGCUCACUAACAUCCGCGACACAUUCGCCUCCAAACUCUGCCCCAAAACGGAGGUGCUGACUCUUCGAAAUCUGUGGGCUUUGGGCUGCCAGGUGAUUGUGUCCUACGAACACAGUAUUUCCAGCUCCCACGGCGACCUGUGGCCUCACAUCCCCUACUGGUGGGCCAACAAGUGCAGAGCCGAGGCGCUCAUCGAGGAGUUUGAGGCAAGGAAGCAACACGGUAGACCAGGCGGUUUCUUCGUCACCGGGAUCAAUCUGACGGAGGACCUGAAGUACAUCUGCACCCACCCCACCGAGUCCCUGAAGGACCUGGUGAUGUCCACGUACCCGGCGCUGCUCGGCUGGGUCAGGGAGCAGACGCCCGGCCCCAGAGCGGGCUCCCUCAACAUCAUCGCCGGGGACUUCAUCACGGAGAGCCACUUCGCGCCCACCGUCGUCACGCUGAACGAGAAGCUGCUGAAGUGGUCCUCGUGACUUCUCGCUCCGGAAAAGUGCCGAGCGUCUGCAGACAUCAGAGCAGUUUGUUUUGAUCGGAUUGAUGAAAACAUUUGAAUUAUUUAUUUGACCGUAAAUGCACUCACGGGGGGGGGAGCAGCGGCGUGCACAUUUCAGUUCAAGCAGACUGUGUUUUGGUUUUUUUUACGCGCUGACCCGAACUUCUUUGUUUACAUUCAGUUCGUGCUUUAUGCAACGCACCGUGUCGGUUUUCACAAGUCAGCAGCGGGUUUGACAACUUGCUGACCGAAGCAAUAACGGCACAACUGAACUCCCCCCACCACCGCAGGGAGCACAGACUCUGCUCUCACCGAGGACUCGUAAAGGUAAAUAAGAACAUUUUGGAGGAAUUAUGCCGGUGAAAGCUUUGACACGUCAACUGCGAGACCUGGGGGUUGCGUCAUGGAAUGUGGAAACUAUUUAUGCAAGUUUAUGCAAAAUUAAAAAUGCAUGACAAGGAUUUCUUUGCAUGAACCCAGCACCGAUUGUUCUGUUUUUAAAAGUAGCUUUUAACCUCCUGCUGAGGUGUGAGAAGCGAACGCUGCACCGCCGUGCCUGUGGAGACGAGCUGCUCAAACGUCAAUAAUCCCCGAAGAAACAUUCGGGUCUGGAACGAGUGAGGGGAAAAUAAAAAGAGAGAUAUCCGUUAUUGAACUGUUGGAGAGCAGAUUAUUUAUGUUGCAAUCCACGACGUUUAUUUAUGUCUCAUAAUUCAUUCAUUUAGAUUAACAUGCAUCAUUUCUGUCCUCUUAGUUAUGUACUGUAGGUUGUCGCUUAUUUAGCGCCAGUUUCCAACAAUUGUCACCUCAAGGCACUUAUGUAAGACAAACACCCACUUUAUAUACAGGAAUGUAUAAUUAAAGCAGGUGAAAAGUGAUCUGUGUCCUGAGGAGGCAUGAAGGAAGAACUGAUUUUUAACAGGCUGAGACCUAAACCAGAACUAGAUAGACAUUUAUUUAUUUAUUUAUUUAUUUGUCGGCCAGUUUGAACUUUUCCUUAUACACGUCAAAAAAGAGAAAAGAAACACAAGACAAAACAAGUACAGAACAAUAUUUACAUUUCCAUCAAUGGCAAGAACACAAAGUGUAGACAUAAAAAAAUGUAGUUGAAAGGAUAAGAUUGUUACACGUUUAUUUUGUCCUACAUAAAGCAUCAUCAGAAUCCAAGCGGCAGAAUGUCUUCUGCAUGUUUUACUAAAACAUGUUUCCGAGGAAUUCCACCAAAGUCUGUACACAAACUCAUAACAGAAAACAUAAUCCAAACCUUAUUGAAUUUAAGAUCGCAAAAUUUCAAAAGUAGCAAUGAUUACAAAAACAAAACAAAACAAAAAAAAUUGCAGGGGCAGGUUACAAAAAUGAAUUCAUAGAGCAGUAAGUUGUUGAAAUGAAUCUUGAGGCUGUUUUGGUUACUUUUAUUUUUACCCCUCCAGGGGGUCUUUUGUGGGCUCUAGUGUCCCUUAUAUGAUAGUAGGCUCUGUUUUGGUUACUUUUUACACAAGAAAGUGCAAGUUCUGCCACAGCAUCACGCCUUAAUAAAAAUAACUGAAAUCCUC